Messenger RNA from Purpureocillium takamizusanense, 7635 nucleotides. RefSeq names its product Ras GTPase activating protein ira2 (gene IRA2). The coding region runs from base 1 to 7635 and encodes 2544 amino acids. The record is from RefSeq and is a predicted model, not a curated record. Gene Ontology annotation, biological process: regulation of GTPase activity. The transcript is spliced from 15 exons. Lineage: Eukaryota; Fungi; Ascomycota; Sordariomycetes; Hypocreales; Ophiocordycipitaceae.
AUGAAUGGCGAAGCUGGCCUGGUCAGCUGCCUCGUUGACCGCGUGGCAACCAGGCUGCCGCAUCGCACAGGUGCUGCUGGCCGCUCCUUCGACAAGGACGAGAUUCUCCAGAUAACACGCUCUACUCUGCUUGAUCUGAGCUACUCCAACCUCACCAUCGUGCUUGGAUCCUUGUUGAACCUCCUCGAAGACAUAACUCGGUCGUACACCCCUGUUGCCGCCCACCCGACUCAUGUCUUGCGAUCGGAAGUCUAUGUAGUUGGUCUUUUGGCUGAUUGCUGCUCUUCGUCAUGGGGUGCUACAUCGGACAACACCGGGAAGACCAGCGCGGCAAGACGACCGAUCCCGAAGCCCAUAGAUGACGUACUCGUCAAUCGUGUGUUCGAUAUCGCCAGACAGGUUCUGGAGCCCAUUCCAGACAAUUAUAUUCUACCCGCGGAAGCUCUUCUGGAGCAGAUUUCAGAUCGCAACAUUCGCAUCCCCCGAGCUCCCAACGCCUCGCAGCAGAAGCAUGACGUGUCGACUUCCGAUGCAGCAUGCGUCGAGGAAUGUCUUGCCGAACUAGAUGUCUACAUCAAGGCCGUGGUGGAGUACGUUUCGGCAUCGAACUGGUCGACGUCCUUUGCCUACUUCAGGAACGUAGUCUACAACAUACGGACCACAUCGUUCGCAGAAGCGAGCGCCGAACUGUCCAGCUCCGCUCAGGCAGCUGAGGUACCGGCCCUUGUGAUCCUGCGUCUGAUGUCGUUCCUCUGGGUUGAUGCCUCAAAGCUGGGUCAUGUUAUCCAAGAACUAUGUUCCAGCUAUCUGCACUUUAGGCGGUCUUGUCAAAACACGGUCGCCGUCGUCUUGCCAUUGCUCAUCACGCGCUGGAUAAACCGUUUCCCUGACCAGUUCAUGCGGCUCCAUUUAAUGCACAAACGACUAGAUGGUGGUGCAGACACGCUGUUUGACAUGACGCAGACGGUGGGGGACAAUGGAAAGAGGAAGGCCGUCUUCUAUCCGCUGCAGAUGACGCUCCUCCUCCUCCUCCCCGAUGUCUUCCAGGUUGCCAGCAACAUGAGGGAGGCCAAGAGUAAUAACAUGGUCAAAAAGGUCGCCUUUCUGGACUUGCUCAGGAAAGCGCUUCGCAACGGCAACGAGCGAGCCGCGUAUUGUCUGGUCACCCUUCUCCGCGCCGCACGACAUUUUGAUGCUGAACAUGACUCCGCUUUGGUCAGUUAUGCCAUGGACGUGCAGAAUGAAGUACGCGAUGCACUUUUCGGCUCCCCGCCAGGCCUACCCCCAGUCCUUAGCUUCGAUCAAGACAUCAUCACGGGUGCAUUUGCGAGCCUGGUUCAUCUCAAUCUGCAUGGCAGCAUCGACACCCUGCUUCGCACUUGCAUAGCGCAGACAUCGACAGAGAAGUUUAAGAUCGCCGUCGUACAGAGUUGCACCUACUUUGCAGGUCAAGCCCAUGCACUCAAGUGUGAUGGCUUGUUCAAUACUGCCAUUCCCUUUAUGAGAGCCCAGUUCGAGGCUAAUUGCAACCGCAUUGCGACCACACAGGGGGACGAACAGAAGCUGAGCGGUACAUUGCUAAUACUAUCCAUACUGGAGUUUUUGGAUGCAUUCCCGGGGCCUCUGCUUGGGGAGAUGUCGCGCAUGUCUCUGAACGACGGCUUCCUGAGGCCCUUCCUCUUAUGUGUGCUGUCGCCAGACCCAUCGAUACGGCGGCUGGCUGCCCGAGUCGCGAAACGGGUCUUUGCCAACAUCGGCAACAAGCACCAGGUACCUGAAGGUAGAUUUGAUUCGAGUAUGGAUGAUCUGAGGACUCUAUUGUGGAAGCAAGGCUCUGAUGUGCUGCUGGAAAUUUGCAGCCGCAUCGACACAGAUGAUGGCGAGGGUGUGCUGGAGCUGUAUGGUGUCCUUGAAUCCCGUGUGACCCUGGUCAAGGCCAUCCCUAGCUUGGUAGACGAAAUCGAUGCCUCAAUCGAUGCUGAGUUCGCGUCGCCUCUCGAGACCACUCUGUUGGUAUCGCUGUGUACCCCCGACAUCGAGGUAUGCCAGAACGUAACUGCCUGCAUCGGGAUGCUCCUGGAAGAACACGCGGUGCGAAAUACUGCUGAUUCCGCCCGGGCUCUCACUUGGGUGUCAUACAAUCGCGCUGUAUAUCACGAUCUCGCCUCUCCCGAGUUCCGCUUCACUGGCCUCGUUGCCUUUCAGAAGAGGAUGCGUGGGCUCCUUCGGCGCCUGCAACAUCCGACCUUGGGCAUCCUGGCUGCAUGGGAGGCCGCAUUUGAUAAGUGGCUUCACCUAGCCAAAGAAGUGUCAACGGCUCCUGUCGACGGUAUUGACGACAAGUUGCUAGCUGAGUGGCGGAACUUCUCUGGCUUUCUGGCCUCGUUGGGUGGCAUUUGCAUCGCCGAUAAAGGCCCACCGCUCGAGGAACCGUUUUCCGAGGAUAUGCGAUGGAUUGACCGGGUGUGCUCCGACCAUUAUGAAGAAUCACCUCUCGCACGCUAUCUGAGGCUCAGCAUUCAGCUCCUUGGCUGCUCCAAUGUCAAGGUUCGCGAGGCAAUGCGGGACGUACUGUCCAGCGAAAUACCGCCCAUCCUAUACCCGCCACUGUUCAGAGCUCUCGAAUCGGAGCUGGAUGUGCUCCUAACAGGGGCUCUUGCUUCAGUCGAGAAGGGGCACGAAAGCGAGAUAAUAUUUGCUGAGCAAGCAGCCUCAGUCCUCAAAGCAAUGGUCGAGAGACUUGAGAGCACAGCAGAUCUUGGUGCCUCCUCAUCCGUGCACCUGGGUGCCCUCACGCUAAACUUGGCCAGGUUCAUUGAUGGGGUGCAAGACAUCAUGAGCAUGCAGAGGGUAAAAAUCCGGAUCUGCAACCUCUGCGAGGCGGUAACGAAGCGAAAGGAGUAUUUGAAUCUCCGUGAUGACGUUCGGAUCAGGAACCAGCUACUGGAGUACAUUUUCGGCUGGAUAGCGAGGCCACAUCCCACGAAGAUAGAUCAUCAGCAUUCCUCGGGCCCUCGGUAUGACGACGGGCGAAGAAUACAGAGGGACCUUGACAAGGCUUGCCUUAAAUGUCUCGCGGAUCUUACUUGUCGGCUUCCGCUCCAGCCCCUCGACAACCAGCCAGAUGCCGACACGAGCGAAAUGAAGUCCCAAAUGUUUCACACGUACUUCAACAGGUUUCUGUCGCUGCUGAACUAUGAGACCAAGGACUCAGGCAAGCUAGAGUACCCCCCUAUUGCGGCAGCUCGCGAGGAGACCAUGACCAACUCAGACUUGGUAAUCACGAUACUCUCGAACCUCUUGAGCGCGAAUAUCGACGUUGGUCUUAAACACUCGUUGAACAUCGGAUACCACGAGAACAUUGAGAUUCGCGCGGCAUUCAUCAAAGUUCUAUACAACAUCUUGCUUCAAGGGAAGGAGUUCAGCAGCCUCACAGAUUUGGCCGUGAGCGAGAAGUAUGAGGCGCUUCUCAAUCUCCUAACGACGGACCUCUCCCUUGUAGUUUCGAUGAGCUCAAUCUGCCCACCUUCCGAGGUCGAUGAGCUCACUGUUUGCCUGCUGACGAUUUUCGAGCAAAGAGGGCUCCUUUUUGAUCUUUUUGAAGCCCUGGUUCAGUAUGAGGUUGAACAGACUGAGAAUGAGACCGAGCUUUUGCGAAGGACUUCUGUUGCGACGAAACUGCUUUCCCUCUAUGCCAAAUGGAAAGGCGUCGCCUACUUGCGGGCUACUCUACACAAUGUUCUUGAGAGGCUGAUGAUCACAUCACAAGAUCUUGACCUUGAACUUGAUCCGGCCCGGGUGGGGUCAGAAGAAGAGUUGCAGAAAAACGCGAUCCAGCUGCAAAUCGUAGCUAAAGUUUUCAUGGACGAUAUCUGUGCCUCAGAACUUCUGGUUCCAUCGUCAUUCCGGAGAAUUUGCUGCAUUAUAUCCGAUACUGUCUCACAUCGAUUUCCAAACGCCAAGUACACAGCUGUCGGCGCCUUCAUGUUUCUGCGGUUCAUCUGCCCAGCAAUCGUGGCACCCGAGUCCGAGGGUCUUGUAUCAACCGUUCCCACCAAAGAGAUGCGUCGUGGACUAUUGUUGAUUGCCAAGGUCAUACAAAACCUGGCUAAUAAUGUGCUGUUUGGCACUAAGGAGCCUUACAUGUUUCCUCUGAAUCCUUUCCUGGUCCAGAACAUAGGUUUCGUGACAACAUUCCUCAGUCGCAUCUCCGAACCCACCGAGCCCAUGGAAGACCCGGAAAGCACCGUACUUGUCGAUUUCGGAUCUUGUGUCGCAAUUCAUCGGUUUUUAUACGAUCACUGGGAUCACCUCCGCCAAACACUAGUUUCCCGGGACAAACGAGUUGUCAUCCGCAACCUGGGUGAGCUGUCUCGUGGCUCACCCACCAUCUUGGAGCCACUGCGGAACCUCAUUGCGGAUCUUGGUCCUCCGCCGUUGGCAAUGUCAUGGAAUCGACCACAAAUUUCUACAAACUCCCCACCACUGUACUCUCGGUUCCAGAACUUCAUGUUGCGGAAUGCUUUCAAAGGCACGGAGUCGUUCCUUACGACUCGGGCCGUGUACGACGGGGGCGAGAGCAAGGAUGGUCUUUCCAUUGUGUGCGUGAUCUUGCGACAUAUUGAAAACGAAAGUAUCGACUACAACAUGCUUCUCUACAGCUAUCUGAAGAUUGCAAGCAGGCUUUGGCAAGAACCCUUUGGCCUUUUUAUCGAUGCUACCUGUUACAAUGGGCGAGGGGAGCCACCGGACGACUUCUUCACGAACCUUGACCUUCUGACACCCUCCGAGAUGUCACUAAACCUUUCUAGGAUAUACAUAUACAAUAUGAACAGCGCAUUCAAGAGGUGUUUACGGCGACUGCUUCGGGUCUCCACCAGGAAUGACGGCAGUGUUUUCCAUCCAGACAAUGUGAACUACCAUCUGAUAGGCAGCUUACAAGACCUGCAAGCGCAUUUCCACUUGAGCCAGCUUCACCUACCCAAAGAAACAAUCAGCGUUGUUACCGACACACGCUACAUGUUUCAACCUGUCACUCGGCUUUCCAAGUCCAAGGGCAAGGUGGAAGUGAUCAUUAAGGUUGGCAGUCAGUUCGUACAGAUUACAACCGCGAAGAGACAAGAAGUACUGUCAGGCUCUCGUCUCAGCAGUACCGUGAACGACAUUUUUCGGCUUGGCGAGGUUGAUGAGGCGGCAACAACGGUCCAGCCAGAGGAUGAGCUGUCCUUCGGACUUCGCGCGGAUGGAGGCAAGGUUGUCAUGUGUUUCACAAGCCCCAAGAAGGCGGAUGUGCUUCAGACCAUUCGAACCGCGAAGGGAAAGCACGGCAAGGAAAGCAGGGUCCACAAGCCAUUCGAGAGAUUGAUCCGACCUCAGGAUGUCCCUGGUACCAUGCUCAACCUCGCUUUCACGAAUCUAGCGAGCCCAGACCAUGUCCUCCGACUUGCAUCUUACAAUCUCCUCGGUGCGCUGUGCCGUGCAUUCGACUUCGACGCCUCGUCAAAGUUAGUUUGUGUUAAGGAUCUCUCGGUCCCCGCAGACCCCACGGGCUUCAUAGUCAGCAUGAGCAAGGAGUUGGCAAGAACCGAACCUCAGCUCACAGCAGACUUCCUCACCGAGUUCUUUGUCAGCUGGGAGAGCUUCGCAGACGAGCAAAAACCUCUCAGCCUGGAGUACAUGGCACCAUGGCUGCCUGGCCUCCGCACCAACGUACUGAUUUGCGAGUCGGAAGGUGAAAAGGGGCGCGAAAAGGUGGCUGGCUUACUCCGGAAAGUCAUUGACUUGAUCGUAUUUGAGCCUGGCUUGGCCCAUGCUCUUGAGCACUACGUCUGGCCCUCAAUCGCCCAAGACGAGCAACUGUUGGACAUCUUCUUAGACGAACUUAUCAAGGCGGGCUUGAGUUAUGACAGCCGACCGGAUAUUCUGGAGGUGUUUUCAUCGGCCGUGGUCGGCCUGAGGACCAUGAGUCUCCGCGGUAAAGUGUUGUCACGGCUUCGCAAGGCACUCAACCGCUCCUCACUGCGACCCACCCGGUUCCUGGCAGAGAAUGCAGUCUGGACUGAGAUAUGCGUCCUCUUGCAGUUCUGCUUGGCACUGUCAUUCAACAGCGGGGUCCAGUCGGUCAUGUUUCUGCCUGAAGUAUUCCACAUCGUUACCAUGAUCGCCAACACCGGCGGACAGGACGUGCGGGUGCUCGUCUAUAGGCUACUGGUCAACACCAUACACGCAGGCUGCUCGUCCUUUACCCUCGAUGAUGCCAGCCUCUCGAAGCUGAGAUCUUGCCUCGACUUUCUGUGCGAGCCCAAGGGGGACAUUUUCUCCUUGCCUCCCGUGCUCUCGCGUGAUGGCGCCUCCGUGUCUACUACAGCACAGGAUGCGGCAUCGCAUUUGGCAGCGACAGAGAGCCUGGCUGCCGUGCUGUCAGAGGCGUGCUCCGUGGCGGCGCCGUCUGUCGACAUUGCCAAUGCCUGGCGGGCCCGAUGGAUGAGCCUGGUGGCAAGCACUGCGUUCCAGAACAACCCAGCCGUUCAGCCGCGGGCAUUCACCGUCAUGGGCUUCCUUGCCCGCGAGGAAGUCGACGACGAUCUCCUUUACCAAAUCCUGGUCGCCCUACGGAGCAGUGUCGGCCAGUUUGGAGAAGACGGCAAUAGCGAGAUGCUGGUCUCCAUUAUUACCUCACUGUCCAAGAUGAUGGCGAAGUUGCCAUCAGCGUCACGGUACGGCCUUCAGCUGUUUUGGCUGGCCAUGUCUCUAGUCCGUCUGGUGCCGCCAGGGCUGUUCAAUUGCGCGGCACAGUUUCUGGAGGCGGUCCUCAUCAACAUUGGGACAACCGGGAACGCGAGGGGUGAGAGAAUGGUGCCACUGCUGUUGCAAUGCCGGGCCCAGCUGGAAGAGGCGGCGUUACCUCUUGACGAUGCAUACGGCAUCUGCUUUGACAAGGAGGAUUUUCACUUUGCGGUCUGCGCCUGCCUGGUGCGGGGGCUCACAGACACCAUCACCAGACGAAUGGCAAUCCGUGUCCUGUCGGCCUUCCUGGAAAUGACAUCUUGGGCAGCUGGCGCGUCGCCUGCUGAACCGACUCACACGAUCCAGGGCUCGCCAUACCUUGCCCUGAUGCUCGCCCGUUGCAUCGGCCACGAGGACUUCAUGGACUCUCUGUGGUGGGCGGACUCUGGGCGUAACGGGCUCGCGGACAUGAUUGACACUCGCGGUGCCAGUGACACGAGUGCCGCAAAGGACCAAGAGGUCUUACUCGCGGCGGCGAUUGAGCUUGUCGACUUUCACUUACUCGAGGACGCAGCCCAGACGCGAAGCUUGCAAUGGCUGAACAAACUCGCAUCGGACCGGCCUCGUGUUUUUGUCACAUUGUGCGGCGCCAUGCCAUCCAUUCUCGAUGAUGUCCUCCUUCACGGCCAGGAGUCGACAGCUCUCGAGGCUGCACACACGCUGCUCAGGACGCUGACAUCAAGCAAAGAAUACGCAGCGGCCAUGGCGUCCAACGAGCCGCUCAACGACGCUCUCGACGACAUGGGCUUCGGCGGCCUUUGGAGAUAUCCGUCUCAGACGUCCUUGGACGAUGUCAAGCACGAGUGCUUCAGUCUGACAGAGAAGUUGAUUGAGCUCAUUGUGAUAUGA